This is a messenger RNA of Aspergillus campestris IBT 28561, 300 nucleotides long. RefSeq lists its product as uncharacterized. The coding region runs from base 1 to 300 and encodes 99 amino acids. Lineage: Eukaryota; Fungi; Ascomycota; Eurotiomycetes; Eurotiales; Aspergillaceae. The record is from RefSeq and is a predicted model, not a curated record. The transcript is spliced from 2 exons.
AUGCAACUCAAUCCAUCGAUCUUGUUCGCGAGCGCGACCCUCUUCCUUGCAGUCCAAGGACUCCGGUGUAACAACAGUCCGGAGGAUGGCGACUGCUACUGGGUGGGAUCCGCGCCCAACUGUGGCAGCACCAAAUUCCAGAUUUACGAGGUGGACCAGUGGGACAUGCUCCUUGAAACGACCGAAGACAUGAAUGAGCGUAAGCUCAUGAAGAAUGGCCGGAUUACCCGCAGCUGUUACAACGCAUAUGGGAACAUGUGUUUUUCUGGGUACAAGCGACUGUGGUGCUCGAAGUAUUAA